Nicotiana tabacum (common tobacco) is the source of this 1097-nucleotide messenger RNA. The record is from RefSeq and is a predicted model, not a curated record. NCBI's taxonomy places the organism in Eukaryota, Viridiplantae, Streptophyta, Magnoliopsida, Solanales, Solanaceae.
CAUUGAAUAAAAAAUUUCCCAAAUUCAUUCAGAUUACCAGAACCAAAGUCCCUGUGUAACCACAACCCACCCGGACUUGCUUUAUUCCAUAGCUAAAUCUCUCCCUUCUUCACAUCGUUCAGUGUUUGACUGAAUUUCCUCCUCCUUUUCUCGGUGUGACCCCUCUACCCCUUCUCUCUCCCCUCUUUCUCCCUUUGGGGUCGCGCCAAUUCACACACACACACACACACAGUUUCUCUUUGUAUUUUGUUCCCAAUUCACACACAAACACACCAAUUUCAAAUCGUAAAGGGAAGGUCUUUUGAAUCUCAUCAAUGGCGACAGAGAUGGCACAACCAGAUGCAGAAGGGAUUGACGGAGUUCGAAUGACAUGGAACGCAUGGCCACGAACAAAAGUUGAAUCAAGCAAGUGCGUGAUCCCAAUCGCUACCUCGAUCCACUUGAUCCGUCCUCAUACCGAUCUCCCCACGCUCUCUUACCCGCCGCUUAAAUGCAAAACUUGCUCUUCAGUUCUCAAUCCCUUUGCUCGUGUUGAUUUUCAAGCCCUAAUUUGGAUCUGUCCGUUUUGCUUUCAACGUAACCAUUUUCCUCAUCACUAUUCGGGAAUUAAUGAAACUAAUGUUCCUGCUGAACUUUAUCCUCAAUUCACCACAAUUCAAUACACUCUCCCUAACCCGGGCCCGAACCCGACUCAAAACCCUAACCCGGUAGAUUUUUCGAUUUCGCCAAUUUAUUUGUUCGUUUUGGACACGUGUAUGCUUGAGGAGGAAUUGGAAUUUGCGAAAUCGGCAUUGAAACGGGCGAUCGGGAUGUUACCGGAUAAUGCUAUGGUGGGGUUUAUAUCGUAUGGUACGCAGGUCCAGGUGCAUGAGCUAGGGUUUUCGGAUAUGUCGAAGGUUUAUGUUUUUCGGGGAUCGAAAGAGUUGUCUAAAGAUCAUGUUUUGGAUCAAUUGGGCCUUGGAAGUAGUGUUGGUGGAAGACGGGCCGGUCCUGGCCCAAUUGGGGCUCCCAGUAUUGGUGUUACCAGAUUCUUAUUGCCUGCCUCGGAGUGUGAAUAUACCUUGAAUUCUGUCCGUUUCAACUUGGCAAUUAUUUAU